Molecule: messenger RNA, 1059 nt
Organism: Zophobas morio
Lineage: Eukaryota; Metazoa; Arthropoda; Insecta; Coleoptera; Tenebrionidae
Exons: 3
Coding region: 1-1059 (352 amino acids)
Source: RefSeq, a predicted model, not a curated record
AUGGGGAGAAAGACAGAAGGGAGCGGAAACACAGAAGGGACAAAAAUAGAAGAAUCGAAAGACAAAAGGGGAGAAAGACAGAAGGGAGGAAAGACAGAAGAGGACAAAGACAAAAGGGGAAGGAAAGACAGAAGGGAGAAAGAUAGAAGCGGGAAAGACAGAAAGGAGAAGACAGAAGGAGAGAAGACAGAAGGAGAGAAGACAGAAGGGGAAGACAUAAGGGGGAAAACAGAAGUGGGGAAUAGACGGAAGGGAGGGAAGACAAGGGGAGAAAAACAGAAGGGAGCGGAAACACAGAAGGGACAAAGACAGAAGGGGCAAAAGACAAAAGGGGGAAAAGACAAAAAGGGGAAAGACAGAAGGGGGGAAAACAGAAGUAGGGAUAGACGGAAGGGGGGGAAAGACAGAAGGGAAGGAAAAGGCAGAAGGGGGAAAGACAGAAGGGAAGGGAAAGACAGAAGAGGACAAAGACAGAACGGGAGGAAGACAGAUCGGGAAGGGGGGAAAGACGGAAGGGGGGACGACAGAAGGGGUAAGGCAGAAGGGAGGGAUGAACCGAAGAGAAGAAAGACAGAAGGGGACAAAGACAGAAGGGGGGAAAGACAGAAGGGCCGAGUAACAGAAGGGGAGAAAAACAGAAGGGGGAAAAACAGGAGGGAAGACAAGAGGGAAGACAGAAAGGGGAAUGACAGAAAGGGAAAAAGACAGAAGGGGGUGAAAAUCAGAAGGGAGGAAAGACAGAAGGGGGAAAGACAGAAGGGAAAGACAAGGGAAGAAAGACAGAAGGAGAGAAAAACAGAAGGGGAGAAAGACGGAAAGGGAGACAGACAGAAAGAAGGAGAGGCAGAUAGACAGAAGAGGAAACAGGUAGAAAGAAAGAAAGAAAGAAAGACAGGAACAGAAAGAUGGGACAGGAAGACAAAAGGACAGAAAGACAGAAGAGCAGAAAAACAGGGGAACAGAGGAACAAAAAGACGGAAUGAUAAAAAGAUAGAGGGACCGAAAGUUGGAGUGACAGAAAGACACAGACGGAAAAAAGAUAGAAGGACAGAAAGAUAA